Molecule: messenger RNA, 7623 nt
Organism: Cinara cedri
Lineage: Eukaryota; Metazoa; Arthropoda; Insecta; Hemiptera; Aphididae
Source: the annotation of a GenBank genome assembly
AUGCCGAGGCGACGGGUCGCACCGACGAUGGUGAUAUUCGUAACGGCCGCGCUGGCCGUUAUACUGGCCGGGGCAGCGGGCUGUCCGCUCGGUUGCACGUGCAAGUGGAAGGGCGGCAAGCAGACGGUCGAGUGCGUCAACCGAAGCCUGUCGGCUAUACCCAGUGGCAUGGACGCCGGCACACAGGUAUUGGACAUGUCCGGCAACCCGUUGGACACGCUCUCCUACGGCCGGUUCAUGAACGCCGGCCUGUCAAACCUGCAGAAGAUAUACAUGGCCCGGUGCCGGAUCACGUACGUCGACGACGCCGCGUUCCAUGGUCUAUCCAACCUGGUCGAGCUGGACCUGUCCGACAACGGGAUCGCCGACAUACCAACCAAGUCGUUCGACGACUAUCCGCAGCUGAUGAAACUGGUUUUGAGUGGUAACGUAGUCACUGUGAUAAGGACGGCAGCUUUCAGUCGUCUGAUCUUCCUGACGGUGCUAGACAUUAGCCGGUGCCGGCUGUCCACCAUCGAGCCGGGCGCGUUUGACAACCUGCGCAGCCUUGAGUGGCUCCGGCUCGAUAACAAUCUUAUCGCCCGAAUCGAGAGCACGGGUGGCGCGGUGUUACCGCUAUCACUGCACGGCAUCGAAAUGCACAACAACCCGUGGAAGUGUGACUGCCAUCUGAGGGACGUGCACAGGUGGCUCAACAACAACACCGCACCACACACCAUGGAACCGAAGUGCCACGAGCCGGACAGGUUGCAGGGCUCAACCAUCCGGAAACUGGCAACCGAGGACUUGGCGUGCUCACCAGUGGCCGCUACCAAACUGCCCUCUUCAAUCGAAACGGACGCCGGGAAGAACGUGACGCUCACCUGCGUAAUAAUUCCGGCCGGUGAAGCGCGCAUCUCGUGGUGGUUCGAGGGACAACCAAUGGCCAACGGUACGGGGAACGGAGCCGAACUCACCAUCGAUGACGUCGGUCCGGCAGACAAUGGUACGUACGUGUGCGUCGCCGAGAACCGUGCGGGCCGGGCCUCGUGCAAUUUCACCUUGCGCGUCGUCCAAGAGGUGUCCGAGGUGGCAGCAGGCUCGUAUCCGCCAGAUCGCCCGGCGCCCGCGUUCUUGGUCGGUGUACUGGCCGCCGGCGCGGUAUGCUUUGUGGUCGUGGCCGUCGUGUGCGCCGUCGGCUGUCGGCUGAUAGUGGUGAAGCGACGCCGGCGACGGUCCGACGAUCGCGGUCGAUCCGGCAAGUCAAACGGCACCGGUUCCGGUGGCAUAUCUGGCGACGAAACCGCCAACGGACAGGUGGCCAAACCGUCGUCGGACAUCAGACAAUCGGACUCUGUGAACCUGACUGUGUCGUCUACGGUGGACGGUAAGCUAUCGUCCGCCGAAGACGUGAGCGUGUACGGUGAAUACGACGGGUCUACCGUGGCGGCAGGCAACGCGCCUGGAGCGGCCGCGGCGUACGAAGUACACGAGGUCCUGCACGUAACCGGGGGCGGUUACGACGCGUAUCGCGCACACGCAGUGGCCGGACAUCCGUCCACCACCACUCUAGAAGCCAACCCGGAUCUGAUCAGUGACGCGUCCACCGUGGUCAGAGACAACAGUGGAGACUACCACGACGGCAUCGGCGAGGUGUACAAGAUUUCCGUGCCGCCUUUACCAGGCGGUCGAGAGUUUUGGACGAAUGCCGGAACGAUUGUAUAUCCGUCCGGUGGCGGUGGCGAUUCAUACGAGUUACAAUUGUCGCCGGGCAAACUCGCGGCCGGCGAACCAUACCCGGCCGAUUACGGUCUACCUAAAAUGCAGCAGUCGCUGAACCCCGCCGCGGUGCAGACAAUGGCUUACCCGCCCGAUUACGGACUGCCCAAAAUACAGAUGGCGCCCGUAUCGUACCCGGUGCCGCCUCCGACGUUGUACCAAACACUUCCUCACCGGCGGAACGCGGCCAAACCACAAGGCCGUUCGUGCCAAGAAGCCGAAUUCGUCUUGCUACAACAACAACACCACCCGCACCACCAUCAUCACCGUACCCACCAGCAACAGCAGCAGCAGUCACAUCAACAACAACAACAACAACAACACAACCAACACCAUUUGCACCAAAUGCGAUACGAACCGCAAAACGUCCGGUACAAUCAACAGGGAUACCCGUACCACGCGGCGGACGCUGGCGCGUACUACACGACGGCGUUUUACGAUCCGCCGGCGCCGUUAUUGUCGAACGCUUCCGCUCAAACGUUGGACGAGGAAUCCAUGAUGAUGAUGAUGAUGCCGCCGUCGUCCGCGGCGGCCGGAGCCACCGCGUCCGCGUUGUCCGCCGUCGGCAGGCAACAGCAGCAGCAGCAGCAGCAGCACCAGCACCAAUUACCCGCCGAACAGCAACAGCUGCACAAAGCCGUCACGUCGGUGCAAAAGCAACCGGCCAACACGGAGAGUCCGGACGAGGGAUACGUGGGCGAAGGUCCCGACUCGUAAGCCGCCGACCGCCGUUUCAAGUGUCACGCGUCCGUUACCGGGGCGCAGCGGCGCGACUUCAAAAACGCGUCACUGUGUUAAAAUUUUGUUGUAUCAUAUUAUUAUUAUUGCAUUGUAAGAAAACCUAUGUAAAAACCGGGGAGACAAAAGUCGCUGUGCCGCGGUCUACCGCCCGAAACGACCGUUAUUACGGUUAUUACCGUUAAUACGGUCGGGACUGUAAUUGGAUAUAAUGACGUGCCCGUGUUUCACGCGCGCAAUGUCGCGGCCCGAAAAAAAAAUGAACCGUGGUGUGCAAUUGAAAAAAAAUCCUCGAAAGUCCUCCCGUAAAAGGUAUCGCCCGACGCGGGCGGUCCGCGUGGACUUCCGGCGACCGUUAACGGUGUAAACGCCUGCGUCCGGGGACCGUUAUUGAUUUAUAAAAAAAAAAAAAACAUUGUGCUUUCAGUAUUUAGGUACGGACAAGUCGUUUACCGCCCCCACAACGGACGUCCGUGUAUCGUGUUGUACUGUUAUGCUGUUAUCUAUCAUGCGAAUCUAUCUGCACUCACCGUAUAGACCGAGAAGGGGGAAGGUUCCCCGUCUAAUUAAAAACAAACAUAAAAGUUUUUUUUUCCUCCAAAUAAAACUCCGUGAAAUAAUAGGACAUUAACGUUACGGAUACGUAUUAUAUUCUGUAAUAAUAUUGUAAUAUAAUUUUGUGCGGAACGCUGUCCCACCUGUUGCAAAAAAAAAAUUGUGUUCGUUUAAACUUUCGUGAUUUACGUGCAAAAAUGUCAGUUUUGUGUUGUUUUAACGACACAUUAAACAUGUUUUUUUUUUCUUCGCGCGAUAAUAUUGUAAAGAAUCCGAGACUCUUUGUACAGAGAUUUAUAUAGUUUUGUUUUUAUUCAUUUAAAGAAAAGAUUUCUAACGUCGUGUCAUUAUUUUCAAAUUUAAUUUAAUUCCACUCGGACGAUUGAAUUAAUUAAGUAUACUGAAUUUCGCGCCACGUAUAUUAUUAUUAGCACCGGAAGCAUUUAAAACUUUAUUAACUAUUACUUUCUAUUUCGCAAAAUAAAAAUAUCACGAAACAAACAAUUUGUUUACAAAGUGUACGAAAAUCCGUCAAUUAUUGUACCUUCGUUCAUAAAAAUAAAAAUAAAAACAUAUAGAAAAACGAAAUUCUUUGAAACGUAUAAUAUAUAAUAUAGGUAAUAUUUAACCGUAGACCGCGGUGGGUGAAAGAGUGCGGCUGAAGGUCUAUUGAAAAAUCGUGUUUUUACUCUACAUACGUUCGAGUAGCGGAAUGCAUAUUUUUUACGAUCCUAUUACUUUUGAUUAACAUUUGACGUAUAAUGUAUACAACCAUGUUUUAUGCGACUCGUUUUGUUCAACGAUGAUAUUCUUCUGGUGGAAAAAAAAUAAAAAUAAAUUGACUUAAAAUUAGUGUAUCUAUUUUGUAAACUGUACUACAGGGUACACAGUUAAACUGACGAUUUUUAAUACGACUGUGGAAAAUCAACAAGCACAAUGUAUCAAUGGUAAUAUAUCUCCGCAAGACGACGUCCGUCUUGAAACGAGCAUUCGUCAAGGCUGAGGGAUUUUCGCUACAGAGUUACAGUCUCGUAUUCUAUGUCAAGUGUCCUCGUCAUUCCCUGGUAUACUUUACUCUUAAUAAUAUACUGCCACAAAAAAAAAAUCACAAGUCAAGUUAGCUACCUGGGGGGGAAGAGGGAUUCGUGGUCCCACGUGAAAUAUCCCAGUUUUGAUAAAUCAAUCGUUUCGGAAACAAAAAGCUUAUCUUAGGACUUAUAUGUGGACGCACGAUGUUACGUGAGCCAACGGUCAAUGAUAUCACCUCGGUCUUAGAAUUCGAGAUCGGGAAACUGGCUAUUUCUUCUGCGUUCAUUUUGCGGUCGCUUAGACAUGCAGUUUUAGUUCACACGUUCUUUUCUACAACCUCGGUGAGCGUUUAAAAACCGAAUUUCAUUGGAAUGUCUAAAACUCACGGUUCAAUUUUUUAUAAUUUUAAUGAUUUUUAUCUGUAAAUAAAUAACAUCAAAUUAUUAUCAUUUAUUUGAAUGAAUUAUUAUAAUUGUGAUUUUAAAACCUAACCUCGAUAUGCUAUUAUAAGUUACGCUCGUCGCACUCUUGAAAUAACGGAUGAAAUGGGUACUAAAACUGUCUCUCGCUCUCUAAACGACUAAAUAGCUUGGUAUCCCGCCUUAACUGCUAAGAUCGUAUUUACAGUGCUGCCAACGGUUAUUUUUAAAUCGUCUGCUUCACUGGCCCACCCUGGAUUAUAAAAUAUACUAAACAAACUAACGUGAUACGUGAAAUAUAUCGAAACAUGACGUUGUAAUUUAUUCAAAUAUAAUAUGUACAUAAUAUAAUGAAAAUAAAAAAUAAAAAUAUUAAAAAAAAAAAAUAAUAAAUAAAUAUUUCGUAAUAUUAUUAUAUCAAAUAACUUUCGUAUAAUACUGUAGGUAGGUACCGAUAAUUUCUCGGAACGGUCGAUUUAAAAAGAACGUACAUUUAUUUAAUAUUAUUAACAUUUCACGAGAAAUAGUUUUAAAUAAAAAAAAAAAAAACUCCGAAUAAUAUGUCUGCUGUUGGGGCUCGGUGCGAAAGGAGGCGGAGGUGAGGCGUACGUUUCGAAACAUUUAAGAGAUAUUUUCUUUUAAUGUUCGCGAACGCGUGCGAGCAGCCGAACUUUUGCAGCCGGGGUCUCUCGUUUUUUUUUUUUAUGAUUUUUUUUUCUGGGCAGAACCAACCGAAGAUUUAUAAUAUUUUUCCGGGCCAUUUGGUCCCGGCAUAACACGCUACUCUAUAACAGUAGUUAUAGUAGAUAGUAUAGCCGUAUACACGUACAUAUAUAUAUAUAUAGGAUUGAUGUAACAAUAAAACGCUUAGUUGUCCAGAAAAAUAAAAAAAAAAAACAAAAACUAUACCGAACGGUACAAAAUAAAAAAUAAAAAAAAAAUGGUGCCCGACACUGCAUUCCACACGCCGCGUUUCACUCCUGCACCGGGGCCACUAUUAUGGACGCGCAUUCCGACCGAGGAAAUUUAAUUUCACCGAAACACAGUUUGUGUUGAUUGUACAUAAAAAAAAAAAUAAUAAUAAUAAUAAUAAUAUAACCUAACUGGCGGAUACCUACGCGAUUUCGCGAUAACGUUUUAUAGAAACAACGAGACGCCAUCACUAUUAUUAUACGCCCCGUGUAUAAUUCGGUUUCCCCGCGAACGCGCUAUAAUCGCGCCGUCCCUCCUUUUUCGUGACCGUUCGACCGUUAUUUUUAGCGAGUUUUAAAAACAUACAUAACUAAUAAUGAAAAAAUAUCCCCAACUUAACUCACUCAUUAUUUUUUUGUUCACGAUAAAAUACAGUCCAGAGCAUAUUUUAACGCAUUACACGACACUGUAAUAUAGUAGAAGGGUUAGGUCACUACACACCUACUAUAAUGCGCGACAAGAAAUUUAUCCUCACACCGGAUUUCGGGAAAAACGUCCAGUCUACAACUAAAAUUAUAAGCUUUGAGUUGAUUCCAUAAUUGUCAUGUUUUUUAAUUAGAACGUUAUUGGGAGAACUUCUUUUGAAUUUUGGCUCUUGAUGGACAGUGUUUAAGAUAUUUACUAUUCUAAAAAAAUAAAUGUUACCCGUUGCACCUACUGCAGGUUGUGGGUAAACAGUAGGGGAUUCAUGAGGGCUAAGGGACCAUACGAGUGUUAACCUUGACCCAAAUCACCGAUAUAUUUCCAAUAAAAUGUCGUCUUAAAAAACAGACGUCUAUUUAAAAUACAUAUUAUUUUUCAGCGCCCAUCGUCAGAAAAAUUUUGAAAAUUCUCCACUGUAUUAAAUCCCUUAAAACUUAUUCGGAUCAAUAUAUUUAGUUUUUAGUAGAUAACAGAUAAAUACGCGUGUAUUUUAAAAUAUUGAAAUUUUUAACAGUUUUCAAUUGUGAAAUAAAAACUAUACUGUGUUUAGUUUUUUUGCAAAUAACGUCAUGUUAUAUCGUAUUCAUUUGAAUAGGUUUAUUUAUAAUUUCCGAUUUGUUCGUUGUCCGCUGAAAUGUUCACACAAAUCAAUGUGUACAAAGAAGAAACAUUCUCCAAUAAUAUUAAAUACCUACGCUGUUAGUGUUGACAUUUUAAAACUAUGCUCUGAAAUAAAAUCGGCGCGUGUAAAUAUCGAUGCGCGAACUGCAAUAGUAUUUUGUUGACUCCUACCCAAAUACCUACCUAAAGUUUGAAAAUUAUUCUUACCUACCUAUUAUUAUUUUAAUCCGACAAUUAUUGCGUAUCGUUAAACGUAACGAAAAAAAAAAAAAGAAAUAUCAAUAAUCGUGUAUUACACGCGUACAUAAUUAUAAACUACAUGAUGUAAUUAUUUGGUCCCGGGGAAAAAGGGCCAAGUCGAUGAUUUUCGGCAUUGUUAUUUUCGACAAUUUUCACCCAAUCGUAAUCCGGUUUUUCGCAUAAAUGGCGUACGCGCGCGCACGUAUAUUUUAAUAACGCGAGAUGGUACAACGUCAACGAAAAUAUCUUGGGCCACUUUGAUGUUUUUUUCAAUUGGGGGGGGGGAGAAAGGCAUUUAAAUACGUAAAAUAUCACGACAUUACGAUGCGAGAGCUAUUUAAAACGCCGUGUUAGGCCAUUUAACAAUAAUAUUGUGCCAUUAUGUCGUUGGGCGGUUUUCAUAAUGUAAACCGCGUGUAUUGAAAACUGUACCGUAAAAUUUACUUCGGCCAUUCUUCUCCGGGACCAAAGUCAUAUACAAUUGUAUAAUGUAUAAAUAAUUUAUUGUUAAGCUAUAUAUCAUUGUUGUAUAAUAUUAUUUGUUCACGUGUAUGUUAUAAUAUUAUGAUUGUAGAAAUACGUUGCCAUUUGAUGUUUAUGUUCGUGUUGUUAAAUAAUAUAAUAUUGUAUUGUAAAUUAUACUCUAUUGAAAUAAUAUUUUAUAAAUAAAUAAAUAUAUAUAUAUAUAUAUAUAGGUUCCCGUAUUAUAAUAUAUUAUUAGUUUCGACGACGAAAUUUAUGAAAUUUAGCGUUUUAUACCACAGAAAAAAAAAACCGAGAUGAUAUUAUUACCUAUAUUAUUAUACUAUAAUAUUAUGUAUUAUGUGUACAUUAUAUUAUUAUAAAUAUAUAUUAUUUUAUUGUCGCU